This is a messenger RNA of Misgurnus anguillicaudatus (oriental weatherfish), 2286 nucleotides long. It is a transcript of the gene plek, whose product is annotated as pleckstrin. Gene Ontology annotation, biological process: intracellular signal transduction; actin cytoskeleton organization. Gene Ontology annotation, cellular component: plasma membrane. NCBI's taxonomy places the organism in Eukaryota, Metazoa, Chordata, Actinopteri, Cypriniformes, Cobitidae. The record is from RefSeq and is a predicted model, not a curated record.
AAAACUGCUAUAACUGUCAACAGAGGUCAGAUACGUCAGAGAUAUAAAUUCUCAUGCAGAGUUGCAUGUCUCUGACACUCAUCACUGCACCUUACAAAAGAUAAACAGCUUGUCAUGGAGCCCACACAGAUAAGAGAGGGCUACUUAGUAAAAAAGGGUACUGUGCUGAACUCGUGGAAGGUGUUGUGGGUGGUGUUAGCAGAUGAUGCCAUAGAGUUUUAUAAGAAGAAGACUGAUAACAGUCCAAAGGGAAUGAUCCCUCUGAAAGGAGCAACUCUUACCAGCCCGUGUCAGGAUUUCCCUAAAAAAACGUUGCUGUUUAAGGUCAGCACAGCUAAGAACCAGGACCAUUUCUUCCAAGCAACUUAUCUGGAGGAAAGAGAGCUUUGGAUCAAAGAUAUUAAGAGAGCAAUCUCUUGUUUAGAGGGGGGCAAAAAGUUUGCCAGGAAGUCAACACGUCGCUCAAUUCGAUUACCAGAAAGUGUUAAUCUCAGUGAGCUGUAUGUCUUAAUGAAAGAUCAAGACACAGGAGUUAAAGAGCUGAAGGUAGAAAAGGAUAAAAGACAGUUUAAUCACUGCUUCACAGGAAACACGGUGAUCGACUGGUUGAUUUCUGAAGGAAAGGCUAGAAACAGACCUGAAGGUUUGAUGUUGGCCACCGGGCUUCUCAAUGAAGGUUUUCUGCAGCCCGCCGGAGAUCUGUCCAAAGAUGCAGCAGAGAAAGGAACAGAAAGUGCUUUCUUGGACCAAACAGAUGCGCUUUACUAUUUUGCAGAUAGCGGGUUCUUCUGUGAGGGUUACUCCAGUGAUGAAGAUGUGAUUAUGAAAGAGGAGUUCAGAGGAGCAAUAGUCAAACAAGGCUGUUUGCUGAAGCAGGGCCAUCGCCGAAAGAAUUGGAAAGUCAGGAAAUUUAUCCUUAGGGAUGAUCCGGCUUACAUCCACUACUAUGAUCCCACCAAGGGUGAAGAAGAUCCAUUAGGUUCCAUUCACUUACGUGGAUCAGUGGUGACUGCUGUGGAAUUCGUGCCUGAAGCAAAGAAAUAUGAUGUUGAUGGGAAUCUAUUUGAAAUCAUCACUUCAGAUGAGGUACACUACUACCUGCAGGCGGCUACAGCCAACGAACGCAAGGAUUGGAUCAAAGCUAUCCAAAGUGUUUCAAAGUCUGGAAAAUAACUGCACAGCACUCAAGACAUAGUUUAUCCAAAUAACAAACUAGAUAAUGCUAUUCUAUGUCGGUUGUCUUCGAAAUUUUGACAAAACUAGAGGCCUUCUGACAAAUCAUGUGACACAUUUUCUCACAUUAAAAGAUAAAAAUAAGGUUCAGACAGGAUGUGGGUCAGUGUGUUUCACAUUGUUUCCAGUGACAGAUAGUGAAAUGGCAGUGAUCUGUCCAGUCAAAACUGUCAAAACAGUGGAAAUCUUCAAGUCCAGCAAUUUCCUGUUUUUAUUUAAAGUAGGAACACUUCCUGUUUUACAUUUCGAGUUUGACUUUUUUUAGAAAUGUUACAACAGUCAGUCAAGAUGAUGUGGUGCCAUAAUAAACUGUGCUCACUGGUACAUACUGUAUGAAAUACUUACCAAAUACCAAAACUUACUGUACUGAUUUACUCACCAUACAUGUCUACACAUAUUUGCUCUAUAGUUGCCUUAUACAUUUAAACUUAAAAGACCAUAAUAAUGAAUCUGAAGUCUUAUAUCAUUCUCUCAGAAAAAAAGGUACACUGAGGCUGUACUUGUUCAAAAAGUACACUUUUGUACCAAAAAGGUGCAUACUGGUAGCUCAAAGCUACACAUCUGUACCAAAAUAAUACAUAUUGGGACCUUUUUAUGUACUGUCCCAAUGACAACUUUUGUACCUUUUAUUUUGAGAGCGUAUGUUGAUAGAUAUUAAUAAUGUAUUGUUGUUACAGUGAGAAUGUAAAUGUCUAUUUAUCUUGCUUGUAAUACAAAUGGUGCCAUGGUAGCAUGUUGUAAUACCUUACAAGACAACUACACAAAAUAAACUAUAAUAAACUACAACUCUGACAUCAGUUGUGUAAUGAAAUUGAAAGGUAAUCUCUUAAGGAACUGAAAAGCACUAUGAGAAAACUAUAAGACUGCUUUCAAUAUACUCACAUUCUCAGUUUGUCUUUCUCUACACUCUAAAAAAAAUGAUGCUAAAUAGCAAUAAAAGCUUGUAAUCAUAUAGGGGAACCAUUUUUAGUAUACAUCACCUAUAAAAGAACCACACCUAUGGUUCUACAGAGCACAAUAUGGUUCUACAGGUCUGACAUGGCACUUAAAAUG